AUAAAAAUAAAACAGCUCUCGCUUAAUUGAGCUUUCUAUUUUGUAGUUUUGACUUUAUUAAAUUUACUAAUGGUUACUAUACCAAAUUGGUGCAAAAUCAUCAUUUCGGUAAUAGUGAGUAUCAGCUGGAUCCACACUAUAUAUUUGAGUUGGAAACUAUCGAAUAUUGUGAAAUAAUGCCUCUCACAGCUGACGUUGCUGCACAACAAGUACAGGAAAGAUUGAGGUCAUUACACAGAUUGAUUUAUGAUAUAGAAGCGGAGAGGUCUCGCAAUGAACAGUGCAUAGAUGCCAUACUUAGAGCUGAAAAAUCUACAGGAUCUCCUUCGAGUGCUGAUGAUUCAUCAGGAUCUUCCCAACAAGUUUCGCAGCUUAAAAGUUUAUAUAAAUCAGGUUUAACAGCUGCCGAGCAAGAAGAAAGACUACUUAGAGCUGCACUGUCAAGGAUUUACGAGAUACGUGCAAUUAAGAAUGAACGUCGAAUUCAGGCUCGUCACGCGGGUAACAAGGAGACGAUCGGUUGCGGGGCGCUGAUGAAGCUGCUCCUGAGUGCCGCGCAAACGCUGCCGCUGCACGUGGGGCGCGCGGGGGAGCGGGCGCCGCCGCUGUGCGGAGCGGUGCCGGCCGACGCGGGGCACGUCGCUCGACCCGGGGACGCCGUCGCCGCGCUCGUGCGGGUCUCCGAUAACGAGGACAACUGGAUAUUGGCCGAGGUGGUGAGCUGGUUGCCCGCUCAGGGGAAAUACGAAGUGGACGACAUCGACGAAGAGCAGAAGAAUCGUCACGUGCUGAGCAAGCGCCGCGUCGUGCCGCUGCCGCUGAUGCGAGCCGACCCUCGGACCGACGAACACGCUCUCUUCCCUAAAGGUGCGGUAGUGAUGGCGCUAUACCCACAGACCACGUGCUUCUAUCGCGCCGUAGUCAACCGGCUGCCCGCGAGCGCGGCUGACCCCUAUGAAGUGUUGUUCGAGGAUUCGUCGUACGCGGACGGCUACUCGCCCCCAGAGCGCGUGGCGCAGCGCUACGUCAUCGCCAUCAAGGAGGGCAAAGGCCGCGCCACCUGAUGCCGCCCACACUGCCCGCCCGCCGCUGCGUCCGCCUCCGCCCCCGCUACCGCUACCUAGUCACCUCGGCCAACACCCACGCGUCAUGCGUACUGUUGUUCUACAUUACACAAGCUGAAUCGAAGACAAAUUUUCUUUCGCAUUUUAAAAUUAUGAUCAUAAUACAUAGCGGUAUUUUAAAUUUAAAGGCUGAUUUACACAAGAAUUCUCGAAUAUUGUUUCAAGAAACAUUAAUCUCUACGAAUUACAUGAAGCGACAGGCUAAACCCGCCUUUCAAUGCUUCCAAACGGUUGAUACUUUAUACUGUCUGUGACCAGUUGAAGGAUGCUAUAAGUACGCCGCUUGUGUGUAAUUCAGCCUUUAUAAAGUGUAGUUUUUCGUUAGAUGUUGUCGAGUGUGUCAGAGAAUUUGUUGGAUGUCAAUUUUGGGUUUAAUGUGGUGAUCGGUUAGUAAUCGUUGUGGUGCGAUGUGAUGUGCGGAUUUAUUGGACCGGACCAGUGUGUAUAGACGAUGACAAAAAUAAUUUAGUGAAAGGUUUAGUACUUGUUCACAAUAGACGCCAACGAGAGAUAGUAAGAGAGACCUAAGUGUUGCAUGUUUAAUUUAAAAAAAAAUUAAUGGUACAUAAAUAUUUAGAUUGUAGACAUAUAGUCCUUAGAUACGCCAUAUGGCAGAUUUAUAGAACAAAAACUUGCUGUAUAUAAAUCAUAAGAUUUAUUAAAAUGAAAUAAGUUAUUGUGUUAACUGUAACAUUAAGUUAAUGCAGCUAAUUUAAGAAUAACGAAAAAUGCACGAAUUUAAGGAUUACCUAUUCUAAUUUUAUCCACUUAGGACACUAAGAACAGUUUGCGUCUGUUCGAAAUGUCCAUAUGGAUGAGAUGUCCAGGGGCCUCCGUGACUUCGUAGUGUUAGUCCUACAGAUUUCGAUCUCACUGACGUUGUUGUAUGUAGAUAGUUUUUCACAUAAUUCAUAAAAUUACACUUACAAAAUUAAUAUUACAUUACAGACUUAAAACCAAACACGUUAGUUAUUUAAUCAUAAAUAUUAUUAUAUCCAUUAUUUAAAAUAAAACAACGUUUACGAAUUAAAUCUUCGCAUCCGUUACGCUUUUUUAUGAAUCAUUAAAGUAAAUUACUAGAUUUAAAGUUGUUGACCCUUUCGCUACGACGGGCCUCGCUGCAGUGUUUCGUAGGAUGAGUAUACGGCGUACCUGAUGAGUAAUUGCCGUCGCCCACGGGAAUCAGUAAUGCCAGGGGCAGAGCUAAGCCGCUGCCUACCGUUUUAGAAAAGUUUUAUAAAAAAUUUUAUCGGACAGCAGCUGCUAGAGAGAGACAAAAAAUCGCCAUAACUUACAUCUUUAUUUUUCUUUUUUUAUUGCCUUUGUAGGCAGACGAGCGUACGGACCACCUGAUG
Messenger RNA from Bombyx mandarina (wild silkworm), 2479 nucleotides. RefSeq names its product SAGA-associated factor 29 (gene Sgf29). The record is from RefSeq and is a predicted model, not a curated record. Gene Ontology annotation, cellular component: SAGA complex. NCBI's taxonomy places the organism in Eukaryota, Metazoa, Arthropoda, Insecta, Lepidoptera, Bombycidae.